Arachis stenosperma is the source of this 1473-nucleotide messenger RNA. Its product is annotated as glycerophosphodiester phosphodiesterase GDPD6. The transcript has 8 exons. Gene Ontology annotation, molecular function: glycerophosphodiester phosphodiesterase activity. The record is from RefSeq and is a predicted model, not a curated record. Bases 210 to 1427 code for a protein of 405 amino acids. Gene Ontology annotation, biological process: lipid metabolic process. NCBI's taxonomy places the organism in Eukaryota, Viridiplantae, Streptophyta, Magnoliopsida, Fabales, Fabaceae. Gene Ontology annotation, cellular component: vacuole.
GUUUGUUCAAUGUGUUUUUCUUCCCCAUUUGUUCUUUUUUCUUUUUUUCUUUUUCUUUUUUUUCCUUUUGUUAUUGUCCUUCUUAAAUAGCUUUUGGUAGCUUAUACUGUGAGCAUAUUUUUCUGAUUGAUUCUACCUUUUUCACUGUUGGAAUUGGAUUAUUUUGACAAUGGUUUCUUCAUAUUACGGCUUUUGUUUAUGUUGAUCUGAUGAUUCUUCUUCGUAGAGCUCUUUUCCUAUUGCGGCAGAAGGCCUUUACUCCGCAAAGUUUAUUGGGUUUUUCUCUUGUGAUAUUUCUAUUGUUUGUUAUUGGAUGCACUGCAAGGCCUAUUUAUCCACUUCCUAGUCAAGAUGAUUAUAGAAUUCGGCAGCCUCUACAAACUUUCCGGCCAUACAACAUUGCGCACCGAGGCGCAAAUGGAGUGAUUCCUGAAGAAACUCGUCCUGCAUACUUGAAAGCUAUUGAAGAUGGUGCAGACUUCAUUGAAACUGAUAUCUUAUCUUCCAAAGAUGGUGUUCUUAUAUGUUUCCACGAUGUUACCCUUGAUAAUACCACUGACAUUGCGAAGUACAAAAAGUUUGAAAAUCGUAAAAGGACAUACGAAGUCGAAGGGGUCAACCGCACUGGAUUUUUUACUGUUGAUUUCACAAUUGAGGAAUUAAAGUCAUUAAGGGUGAAUCAGAGGUAUAGCUUCAGGGAUAAACAGUAUAAUGGAAAAUUUGGAAUCAUCACUUUCGAAGAGUUCAUUUCCAUUGCAUUGGAUGCAGAUAGAGUUGUUGGAAUAUAUCCAGAGAUAAAGAAUCCAGUUUUUAUCAAUCAGCAUGUGAAAUGGCCAAAUGGCAAAAGAUUUGAAGACAUAUUUGUCAAGACACUUCAGAAAUAUGGAUACAAGGGUUCAUACUUGUCAAAAGACUGGCUAAAACAACCUGUAUUUAUUCAGUCAUUUGCUCCAACAUCACUUGUGUAUAUAUCAAAUCAAACGGAUUUGCCCAAGGUUUUCUUAAUUGAUGAUGUUACUGUUUCGACGCAAGACACUAAUCAGUCAUAUUGGGAAAUCACAUCCGAUAAAUACCUAAACUACAUAAAGAAUUACGUUGUUGGAAUUGGACCUUGGAAGGACACAAUAGUACCUGUGGCAAAGAAUUAUUUGGAAGAGCCUAGUGAUCUUGUUGCCAGGGCACAUGCUCAUAACCUUCAGGUGCAUCCAUAUACUUACCGAAAUGAGAACCAGUUUUUGCACUUCAACUUUAGUCAAGAUCCUUAUAAAGAGUAUGAUUAUUGGAUCAACAAAAUAGGAGUUGAUGGCCUCUUCACAGAUUUCACAGGAAGUCUUCACAAUUUUCAGGAAUGGACCUCCAGUGAUACAAAGACUGAAUCCAAUAUAUUGCAUAAAAUUGCUCUUUUGGUCUCUCCUUAUAAUAACUAAGAAUUGUGGAAAUUGAAAUUGCUGUACUAGUGUCUGAAUUUGCUUA